AUGUGUGAAACAAAGUCAGGCACUGACUAGUUCUCAUCUGUUGAUCACAGUUAACUUGAAGCCUCAAAACAGGGGGAAGCUGUCAGAUCUGCAUUCAGAGAUAAGGCACUUGAAUCCAGGCAGCAACUGGAAACUUUGCAGAAGCAGGAAAUACUCUGGAAGGAAACUAUAAGAAAUGGAAUUUCUUUUUACUUAGAAUUAAAAGAGGAAAAAAUCAAAACUUGAGCUACUUUUUCAUCAGCUAAACAUGCUCUUCUCUAGCUAAGCUGGGAUUCUGCAUAAUAAAGGAUCUACUUUAUCUCACCGGAUCCACGCUAUCUUUUAUUACAGUAAGUGCAAUAUUAACAGGCAUUUUCUAUUUUGUCUGCAAAUAGAGAGGAAAGCAUGAAACGGCAUCAGUGAAAUGUGAGAGGAACAAAAAAAUCCUUCUGGCAGAUAGUAAAAACCAGUGCUUUGCUGCAACCCAAGGACUGGAAACUGAGAAAGAUCCAAGUGAUAUUUAACAUGACCAUCUGUAUCAUUUUGUCACCAACAGUAUGUUCUUGAGGAAGAAAUGCAGAUAUGGAUCACGUAAGCUGCAGUUUCUCUUGUUGCUGAUGCUGGGCUUUUUGCUACUGAUGGUUACAAUGCUGAAUCCACCACCCAGCAACCAGAGCAAGGAAGGGACCUUCCAGCCUGUGGAGUUCAACCCCCGGGAAGGGUAUCAGGUGGACUUUGUGGAGACCCAAGAGAUGCUGGAGACUCAGGAGGAAAGCCAGCAGUACUACCCUUUGGAUGGGCUGUCACCUUUCAUCUCCCUGCGGGAAGACGAGUUGAUUGCAGCCAUCAUGUCACCUGCCGCCAAGAGGAACCACAGCAAGGCCAGGAAGGGCUAUCGCAUGGUCAAGCAGCAGAGCAAACAGCUGGAGGCACAGCCGGAGGGGAGGGCAGAGGGGGACGCCGAGACCCAGCUCAUUGCCCUUCCUCUGCAGGAUGGGAAAGGGGCUGACACCGGGGAGUGGGUGCUUGGCCUGGAAACCCACGGCUUUAACGAAGCGCUCAGCGAGCGGAUAUCUCUGCGCAGGGAGCUGCCUGAGGUACGACAUCCGUUGUGCCUACAACAAGAAUAUGACUCCAGUCUGCCUACUGCUAGUGUCAUCAUCUGUUUCCAUGACGAAGCCUGGUCCACUCUCCUCAGAACGGUGCACAGCAUUAUGGACACAGCCCCGAAGGCAUUCCUCAAGGAUAUCAUCCUAGUAGAUGAUCUCAGUCAGCAAGGGCCCCUGAAGUCAGCCCUGAGUGAGUACAUCUCUAAGCUGGAUCGUGUAAAACUGAUCCGGAGCAACAAGAGACUUGGAGUUAUCCGAGGUCGGAUGCUAGGAGCUGCACGGGCAACUGGGGACGUGCUUGUCUUCAUGGACUCCCACUGUGAGUGUCAAAAGGGCUGGCUGGAACCCCUCUUAGCCAGGCUGUCCAGCAACAGAAAUAGUGUCGUCUCCCCUGUCAUAGAUGUCAUGGACUGGAAGACUUUUCAGUACUAUCACUCUGCGGGUCUGCUUCGAGGUGUUUUUGAUUGGAAACUAGAUUUCCAUUGGGAACCAGUGCCAGAUCAUGAAGAGAAGGUACGACAGUCUCCCAUCAGCCCUAUCAGGAGUCCUGUGGUUGCUGGUGCAGUAAUUGCCAUGGAUCGACAUUACUUCCAAAACACUGGAGCUUAUGAUUCUGACAUGACCUUGUGGGGGGCAGAAAAUCUAGAGCUAUCUAUAAGGACCUGGCUCUGUGGUGGCUCUGUGGAAAUCAUUCCGUGCUCCCGUGUUGGCCAUGUCUAUCGAAAUCACUUUCCACGCGCUUUCUCCUAUGAAGAGGCCAUUGUGAGGAACAAAAUCCGAAUAGCAGAGACCUGGCUGGGUUCUUUUAAAGAGAAUUUCUACAAGCAUAACACAGUGGCUUUCUUAAUCAGCAAGGCAGAGAAGCCAGACUGCAGUGAGCGCCUUCAGCUACAGAAGAGACUGGGCUGUAGAAAUUUCCAUUGGUUUAUAUCAAAUGUGUUCCCUGAACUCUCCCAACCUGAAGACACGCUGAAAUUCUCUGGCAAGCUUUACAAUACUGGUGUUGGUUCCUGUGCAAAUUACAGACCUGGAAGGGCCAUUGAAGAAGGCUCUAUUGAACUCUCCCCUUGCAGUGACAGUCUCACCCAGCACUUUGAAUAUAAUAGCAUGAAGGAAAUCCGGCUUGGUUCUGCUCCGCUGUUUUGCUUUGAUGUCAGACACGGGAAAGUUAUCCCUCAAAACUGUACAAAGGAAACAGACAACAGCCAGCAGCACUGGGAUGUCCAGGAGAAUGGAAUGAUUGUCCAUGUACUUUCUGGCAAAUGCAUAGAGGCAGUGAAGAGUGAAGAUGGGAAGGACUUGUUUUUGUGUGCAUGUAACAAGAAAGCAAAUCAGCUUUGGCAAUUUGGACAUUCCCACGUGCUAGAGCAGAGAUGACCGACAGGUCUCUGGGGAGAUCAAGUCUCCAAAGUUUAGCAUUACUUCUUCUGGGGAAUUAAGAUGAUGUAUUUCCUGCAUUUAAAAGAAAGAUGUUUGCAUCUGUUCUAGUUUGCAGGGAAGUUAGGAAGGUGUCUCCUUAGAAAGCCUGGCUGAAAUAUUUGCUGCAGGUUCCUUGUUUAUUCAACUCUAGCUAAAAUUACCAUUCAUUCUGUGAAGCAGGGAAUAAAGAUACUGUGAGCGUCAACAGAUUCUCAACUCUACUAUUGAUAUAGAUGAAGAUAGUAAGCUUGCCCUUUGAAGGAAACAUGAAAAACUGGCUGCCAGACAGCAUGUCUUUAGCAUAUUUUGUGACUUCUGAGGAAACAGGAAAACAAAUGUUUGUGAAACUUUUUCUCAGAGGAAGUCAGCCAAAUCAGGAUGAGAGUUUAGCCUUGUAGGACUGUGCAUUUGUCUCACAAAAAAAAAAAAAAGGAGGUUUUGUGUGCAUGAAAGUAGUAGACAUUUUCAUGUGUAAUAGUUAAAACAUUGUUUUCCAACUAGCCUGAGCCAAAUUUAUACCCUACAUGAGACUGUGACUUCCCAGGGAAUACCAGUAGUCCUCAACCUUUGGCACACCCUUCCUUAAAUCCUUUGUCUGCAGUCUAAAUUGGAUGGGAGAAUAAGACUAAAUCAUUAACAACUUGUCAUGUUUUAGUUUUCAUGAAGUUUAAGAACCACUCUUCAGGAAACUUUUCUGGGAGUAUGCAAAGACUGAACUAGAUUAGAGAGAAGAGUAACAGCUCCCCUGCUCAUUUUUCAAAUGGAAAGUUUCAGUGGCAUCUAUUGGCUCUCAUAAAGCUUUGGGAUGAGCCAAGUGACAAAGUUUUCUCUGAAAAGAACAAACAAAGGGAAACAACAGGUUUCAACAAUGGCUACCUAGAAAGAAAAUACUGGUGCCUGCUUCCACUGUUUGCUGCCUGCUGCAUUGAUUAAGUCUUUCGCACUGUCAGUUCUAGCUGAGAAGAUCCUGUGGGUUCUUGCUGUCAUGGGUCUCCAAGCUGAUCCUCAAAGGAAAGUAACAAGCAUAACUUUCUAAACUGUCUUUUUCUGUGGAGCCUGCAUCCCCUCUGAGCUCCUGUCUUUUACAGAAGCAGAUGAGAGUUCAUGUUAUUUAAUGAUACUGGUCUCAGACAGUCCACAUUAGCAAAGCAAACUUGUAUCAGUAUUUUAUUAGGGGACUUUCAAUUCUGGAAUUAAAAAACAUAAUGAUGAUGCUUCCUAAGGCCAGAACUGGAGCCUGAUAAGAUAGAAGAACAAAGAUUUGGAAGUUUUCCCACUUGUCAGCUCCACACCUGAUUUAUAGUAUAAAGCAAUCAUGGUCACAGAUAUUUAUUGAAGAGGAAGUGCAUCAUUGAUGAAACCUAUUUUUUUUUCAAGAGACAGAAAGAAAAUUGUUUUUUGUAAAAUGAAGAGCAAAUUGUUUGCGCUUUGGACAAAGGGAGGAAUAAUAGAUUAUUCUGGUCAGAGUGUUCAGUCACCAGCUCUUGGCAAAUCAUAAUAAAUUGGUUUCUGCCAUAAAAAAUUGGUUAAAACAGAAGAUAUGAAUAUCAUUAAGUGUUCUGUUGUUCAAAAAAUUCCCCAGUGCACUCCAUGUUUGGUUUGAGUGAUACAGAUUCCACACCACAUUCAGGCGUCGUUCCAGUCAUCCUGAUUAGCACUUACUCUUUCUUUGUCAUUGGUGCAACAGAAUCUAAUACCAUUUGCUACUGCAUCACUUAAGAUUCCCUGUGACGUUCUUGAAAAUUCUUCAAUUUACAGCUGAGAGUUCCUACAGUUAGGAACUUCUUCCAGGACACCAAGUGAUCCGUGGUCAUUGCCCAUAUCCAGGGCAAAGAAGAGAAAAGAGAAUUUCUAAAAGUUGCAUAAAAGCUGAGUGAAAUGUUGUUUUAAUCAAAUGUGGUUCAUUUUUUUAAAUUAUAAGUAUGCCAGAUUUUUUAAUUAUGUAUUAUUUAUUAUACUUUGGACUGUACACUGGGAAUAUUAUUCCUUCAGCAUUUAGCUUAAUGUUCAAAAAAUGUUUAUCAAAUAUGUUAAUUGAUCACAAGUUGGAUUUAUCACAGAGAAGCAAGAAAAUAUUUUUGUUUUAGGGAGGAAAAGUUUGAAAUAAAACUUAAGAGAUGUGGA
This is a messenger RNA of Dromaius novaehollandiae (emu), 4631 nucleotides long. It is a transcript of the gene GALNT15, whose product is annotated as polypeptide N-acetylgalactosaminyltransferase 15. The record is from RefSeq and is a predicted model, not a curated record. Lineage: Eukaryota; Metazoa; Chordata; Aves; Casuariiformes; Dromaiidae. Gene Ontology annotation, cellular component: Golgi apparatus. Gene Ontology annotation, biological process: protein O-linked glycosylation. The coding region runs from base 537 to 2465 and encodes 642 amino acids. Gene Ontology annotation, molecular function: polypeptide N-acetylgalactosaminyltransferase activity. The transcript has 10 exons.